CGUUGCAUGUUGCAUGAACAUAACACAGACGUUUUGUAACCUCAUUAGCAAUUUGACAGUCAGACAACUAAAAGCAAAAAUUGUUUAAAAAUGGACAAGAAAAGUUACGAAAUUAGAAAGAGAGUAAUCGCAGCUGUGCGUCGACGUCGUGCAAUUUACGAUACACGAGUGAAGGAGCAUAAAAUUGUCCAUCUGAAGGAGAAAGCAUGGGCUGAUGCAGCUCAAGAAGUCAACAUGUCAAUAAAUGACACAAAAAUCACCUUCCAAAGUCUCCGACAAAGAUAUUCAAGAGAGCUGAGGAAAGUGAGGCAUGGAGUUGCACCAGAAGACAUUGAUAAAAUGUGGCCAUUCUAUAAACAUUUGGGUUUCCUCUAUGAAUUUGUUAAACCGAGAAAACGUGGAUGUCCAAAUAUUGAAAAUUAUACGAACAUGAGCUCAUAUGACGAUUCUAUUGAUUCUCCACAAGAAUCAUCACAAAAUAUGUCACAUGACGAUCCUCUGGAUGAUGAUACUGACUAUCUCAAAGAUGCUAUUAUAAUGGAAUCAGAUGCUUCAAAUGUGUCCGCAGAUUCUUAUGAAGAGAAACCCGUAAUCCAGGCAGGAACUCCGGAAGCAUCAAGCAUUGAAGCUAAGACUGAGCAAAUAUCCUGGAAAACCAACACAAAUAAAUCAAACCGGCCAGUGGAUACUGCACCUCAAGAUGACUCAACUCCUGACCGCACUGAUGUUAUUACAUAUUACACUAAAAUUAUUGAACAAAAAUUGCGAGCUAUGCCACAGUAUAAAGCAGAAUCCUUGGUUCUCAAAUUUAUUGUUGACCUAAAUUCUGAAAUUAAGAAAGUUGAGUAAUUUUUUCUUAACUUUCUUAACUUCCAAAUUUAUUUCAUGGUAUUAUUUCCAAAAUUACUAAUAAAGAAUUACUCUAAUGAAAUUGAACUAAAAA
This is a messenger RNA of Phlebotomus papatasi, 943 nucleotides long. RefSeq lists its product as uncharacterized. Lineage: Eukaryota; Metazoa; Arthropoda; Insecta; Diptera; Psychodidae. Gene Ontology annotation, cellular component: transcription regulator complex; nucleus. Bases 91 to 849 code for a protein of 252 amino acids. The transcript is spliced from 2 exons. The record is from RefSeq and is a predicted model, not a curated record. Gene Ontology annotation, biological process: regulation of transcription by RNA polymerase II.